CGAGGUGUCCCAUGCCGAUUUUCGGAGGCCUCCUCAAGAAGCGGCGGACGAAGGACCCAAAAGCGUCAAAAGACCUACAAUCGACAGCCUCGUCUAGUGCUGAAUCACCUUCAUCGGUUCCAUCGGCAAGUUCACAGCGUAGUUCGCCACAGCUCGGCCAGCAUUCGACUGUCAAUACGUCCGCUUCCGCUGCCCCUCCUGAGCGACCAAUUGACGCCGGAACGUCCGACGCUACACAACUGAACAUCUCUUCCGCAACCCCAGACGUCCGUGCGGGUGCUACGGGUGAUAGCACCGUCAUGAACUCGCAACAAAUCCAAAAUCAUUCUCCUGUGCCCGGGGGAUCUCCGCAACCAGUAUCCCCGCAGCACCAUCAAAAUGUCGCAAGUAUCAAAAACAUCAUAAAUCCACCUCAACAGGAAGAAGUACUCUCCCAAGGAGCCAAUGACGGUCGCUUCCCUUCCCAGCAGCCAGUUCGGACGACCCAGAGACAAUUGAAGGGAAAAUAUUCCCUUAACGACUUCACACUCCGCCGCACCUUGGGAACAGGCAGUUUUGGAAGAGUACACCUGGUGCAAUCGGUACAUAACCAACGUUUCUAUGCGAUAAAGGUAUUGAAAAAACAACAAGUAGUGAAGAUGAAGCAGGUGGAGCAUACCAAUGAUGAGCGGAGAAUGUUGGAAAGGGUGAAGCAUCCUUUCCUAAUCACUCUCUGGGGAACCUUCCAGGAUGCCAAGAAUCUGUACAUGGUGAUGGACUUUGUGGAGGGUGGAGAGCUAUUCAGUUUGCUCCGCAAGUCGCAGCGAUUCCCGAACCCAGUCGCAAAGUUUUAUGCAGCCGAAGUCACACUUGCAUUAGAAUACCUACAUUCACAAAACAUCGUUUAUAGAGAUCUCAAACCCGAGAAUCUUCUCCUUGAUAGACAUGGUCAUCUCAAAAUCACUGAUUUCGGCUUCGCCAAAGAAGUUCGGGAUAUAACAUGGACCCUUUGUGGAACGCCCGACUAUCUUGCUCCAGAAGUGGUUUCCUCGAAGGGAUACAAUAAAUCAGUUGACUGGUGGUCCCUUGGAAUCCUUAUCUUCGAAAUGCUUUGCGGCUUUACACCGUUUUGGGAUAGUGGAUCUCCCAUGAAAAUAUAUGAGAAUAUCGUCCAUGGCCGGGUUAAGUACCCUCCAUUCUUAGUCCCUGAUGCUCGGGAUCUCUUGUCGCAACUCAUCACCCCCGAUCUCACGAAGCGGCUAGGUAACCUUCGGGGCGGAUCGGAAGAUGUCAAAAACCACGCAUGGUUCUCGGAAGUUACUUGGGACAGACUUGCCAGGAAAGAUAUCGAUGCUCCGUAUAUACCUCCAGUUAAAGCUGGGCAAGGAGACGCUAGCCAGUUCGACACCUACCCCGAAGAAACGGAGCAAUACGGCCUACCAGCUGAUGAUGAGUUUGGCCAUUUCUUCCAAGAAUUUUAACCAUUAUAUACGAAAACGAAACGACUUCAUCGACCCCGGUCACGCGACCUAUAUCAUAUCAAAUCUACUAUAUUAGCUUCUUUCGCAUUUGCCAAUUGUAUUGGGUCAAUCUAUGUGUUUGUUUGUUGUUGGCUCUCGGUUAUGUUUCAGCUGGACUGUGACUUAGGAGCCUGUGUUUGGAUCCUUCUUGAAUGAUCCGCCCGUAAGGCGAAUAAUUGACGCACUGUCGGUCUGGCUACCUUGGGCUCAAACAUAAAGUCUAUCUAUUACCUGCAGACGUCGUCUAUUACCUUACUCUAUGUUUAUGGUCUUUCCUCAUCGGACUCUUGGUUUUCAGCACCUUCAUCAUCUUGAGAGCAAGAAGGUAUUGCUGCCACAGCUACAUCAGUGGAGGUAUAUUAUGAGCCUUGCUCUCUUUUUAAGUCUUCCUGAGAAUUAUGCUUUUCCUAUUGUACUGGGUGGAUCUUUCAAAGCUGUUUCAAGCAUUAACAUCGUUUCUGACAUUCAAUGGCCUUCUCGCUCAUGGAUGAAUAACUCCACCGUUACCCCUUUUUCAUCUGGAUGAACCUCUUUAUCUCCUUUAUGAUACUGUUGCAUUGGGAAAUGUUGGGUAUUUUACACUACUUUUCUACACUUUGUUCGGUUCCUUGCACUAUUGGAUAUCAUAUAUUGAUAUAUAUAUCCAAUGCUACAGGAUAAGUUUGGGUUUUUAUUGGCCUCUCUUCCUGUUUUGGCUGGUCUUAAAUAUUUUACUCUAACAAGAAGAAUCUAACAAAGCCAAGGGAGGUUAAAAGUG
Molecule: messenger RNA, 2256 nt
Organism: Coccidioides posadasii C735 delta SOWgp
Lineage: Eukaryota; Fungi; Ascomycota; Eurotiomycetes; Onygenales; Onygenaceae
Gene: PKA1
Product: camp-dependent protein kinase catalytic subunit
Biological process (GO): protein phosphorylation
Cellular component (GO): nucleus
Molecular function (GO): ATP binding; protein serine/threonine kinase activity
Source: RefSeq, a predicted model, not a curated record